Molecule: messenger RNA, 840 nt
Organism: Pipistrellus nathusii (Nathusius's pipistrelle)
Lineage: Eukaryota; Metazoa; Chordata; Mammalia; Chiroptera; Vespertilionidae
Source: the annotation of a GenBank genome assembly
AUGGCACUUUCUCCCCCCCUUCCCUCCACCCCCCCAAUAGGACUGUGUGUGUCGGCAGAGGCGUCUGCCGAGGGGCUAAUUUCGCGUUCCUUGUUUACGAUCGCGGAAAGCGCUCGGCUCUCCCCAAAUGGGCCCAGCCCGCCGCCGGCUCCGGCUGCCGCGCGCUCUCCCGCCGUUCGGGCGCGGCCUCCGGGAGCCAGGCCGCGGCCACCGAGAUCCCCGAGUCGGAGAGGCCUGGAAAGGGCAAGGGGAGGCCCGUGGGCCCGUGGAGGGGCCCCCCGGAGGCCUGAACAUGGGAGCUUUUCUCCUGUCGUAAUGUGGGAACCCGCCGACCGCGGGGCUCAACCCCCCAGACCUCCAGAAAUGACGUCAGAAUCAUUUGCAUCCCACUGCCUCUACCUGCCAGGUCCAGCUGGGAGCCUGCCUCGCCGGCCCCUGGGCCAGAGGGUUGGAGGGGCGCUGCCUGGUGACCUCCACGGACAGACAGGAUCACCAGGAAUGGAAGCCUUUGGAGGAGCCCAGGAGCCGAGGCCCAAGGGGCCCAUGGAAAGCUCAAGGGGAGACUCCAGGAGGGGGCUGAGUCACAGCCUCCCCCAACCCCUCCAUGCCAGGCUGGGGAGGAUCGCUGGGGGCUUCCCCUCCUCUUACAGGGGAGGGCUGUCAGCCUGCGGGGUGCGCACCGAGACACCCCAGCCUCUGCCAGCCAACCCCCCAUCACCACCACCACCACCACCCCAGCAGCAGCACCACCACCACCACCACCACACACACAAAAAAAUUGGAUACAUUUUGAAUAAAGCGAUUCGGUUCCUUAUCCGGGGACUGGGUUGCUCCGUGUGA